Molecule: messenger RNA, 3818 nt
Organism: Sander lucioperca (pikeperch)
Lineage: Eukaryota; Metazoa; Chordata; Actinopteri; Perciformes; Percidae
Gene: galnt17
Product: polypeptide N-acetylgalactosaminyltransferase 17
Exons: 12
Coding region: 861-2660 (599 amino acids)
Cellular component (GO): Golgi apparatus
Source: RefSeq, a predicted model, not a curated record
AGUAAAACGUCACCGGAUCCACUUCACGUUUUUCCCUGCGCCCUUAUUAAGCGCUGUGUGGAAGGAUUAGAGGAAAUAACAAGGCACAACAAAACAAGAAGGGCUGCAUGCAGAAUACACUGAAAACGUUGGGGUGCUGACCGAAGAAGAAAAUCGAGAAAUCAGGACGUAUUUCUUUGUUGUUGCUGCUGCUGCUGCGUCCCGGAGCAUCAUCUGUAGCUGCCUCCGCCGGAGGAUGCUGCGUCUCUUGAACCGCUGCUAUCUGCUCUUAAUCUGUGCAGUCUCCUCAGUUGUCUCUCACUGUGAAUCUUACAACGUGUGACGGGUGGAAGAAGCUGAGCGAACAGGCUUCCGGGGAGCACAAAGGUUGAAUGAACGUUUAGAAGGUUUUCCCUGAGCAUCUGCAAGGCUUUUCCUGCGCGCAGUCCUCCUCAGUCGAAUCACUGCUGACUUCUGUUAGACGCAAAGGAAGGGGAAAAAAUACCGACUUGAUAAUCUCCUCACUGUUAAAUUAUUUAGGAGUAGCCCAUCGGUUCCUCAAGAUCAACCUAUGCUGGUGUCUUUGUCUUACAUCUUCCGUGCGUGAUCUUAAACGCCGGCUUGCAGUGGCGUUAACACGGAUGAAAGCCGAUGGCCAGGCGCCCCAUUUUUCCACAGAAGGGGGAUGCAACCUAAAAUAACCCCGGCGCCAAAUGGUGUGCCGAUGUAACACUCUUGCUGAAUUAUCCCUGCAGCUUUCCGCGCAUCGCAAGCCGAGGGAGCCCUGAAUCUGUGACACGUACGGCAUCUCCGGAGACUCUCCCCCCCUGCCCCCCUCCUGUCCCUCCACCACUCGGAGCCCGGACACCGGCGACUUUUUAAUGGCUUUUGUCUUCAGAAGAUGGAGGGUUUUACUGGUGCUGAACGUGCUUGCGGUUGCUGGGUUCAUGACUUUCUGGGCCAAGUGCAACACGCGCAGCGCCCAAGCCUCCGCUCCAGAGGCUCCGGCGGACGGGAAGAGGCCCCGGGGCAACGGGACGGCGCAGGGGCCCAGCAUCAGCCAUGAGGUGCUGCUGAAGAGGCUCAGCUCGCUGGAGGAUGUGGUGUACAGGCAGUUAAACGGUCUGUCCAAAUCUCUGGGCCUGAUCGAGGGUUUCGGGGGUCGGGGUAAAGCCGGCAUCCCUGCCACGCUGUCGCCAGCUGAGGAGAGCGACGCUAAAUACCUGAGGGAGAAGUACGGCUACAACGCCUACCUCAGUGACAGAAUCUCUCUGGAUCGGACCAUACCGGACCACCGGCCCAGCAAAUGCAGAAAGGUCAGCUACCCAAGAGAUCUCCCCAAGAUGUCCCUCAUCUUCAUCUUCGUCAACGAGGCUCUGUCGGUGAUCCUGCGCUCAGUCCACUCAGCUGUCAAUCACACUCCAGCUCACUUGCUUAAAGAAAUCAUCCUGGUGGACGACAACAGUGAUGACGAGCAGCUGAAAGGACCACUGGAAGAGUACGUGAACAAACGCUACCCCGGCCUGGUGAAGAUUGUCAGGAACCAGAAGAGAGAGGGACUGAUCCGAGCCAGGAUUGAGGGCUGGAAGGUGGCCACCGCCGAGGUGACGGGAUUUUUUGACGCCCAUGUGGAGUUCACCCCAUCCUGGGCCGAGCCGGUUCUGGCCAGAAUAAAAGAGGAUCACAAGAGGAUUAUUCUGCCUUCCAUCGAUAACAUCAAGCAUGACACGUUCGAGGUGGAGCGCUACGAGAACUCAGGCCAUGGCUACAACUGGGAGCUGUGGUGCAUGUACAUCAACCCGCCCAAACAGUGGUGGGAUGAGGGGGACAUAUCUGCUCCCAUCAGGACUCCCGCCAUGAUUGGCUGCUCCUUCGUGGCCAACCGUGACUACUUUGGCGAGCUCGGCCUGCUCGACUCAGGCAUGGACGUCUAUGGAGGGGAGAACAUUGAAUUGGGCAUCAGGGUGUGGCUAUGCGGAGGCAGUAUGGAGGUGCUGCCAUGUUCCAGGGUGGCUCACAUUGCACGGAUGAAGAAACCCUACCAUAGUAACAUAGCUUUCCACACACGACGUAACGCUCUACGCGUGGCUGAGGUCUGGAUGGAUGAGUACAAGUCCAACGUUUAUCUGGCCUGGAACAUCCCUGUGGAGAACCACGGUAUUGAUUACGGUGACAUCUCUCAGAGGGUUGCACUGAGGAAGAGUCUGCAGUGUAAGAGCUUUGAGUGGUACCUCGACAAUGUUUACCCAGAGAUGAGGAGGUAUAACAACACGCUGUUCUACGGCGAGAUUCGUAACUCUAAAGCGAGCCACCUGUGUAUGGAUCAGGGUAUGAAGGAGAACCACACGGCCACCCUGCACCCCUGCCAUGGCUGGGGUCCUCAGUUAGGACGUUACAGCAAAGAGGGUCAGCUAUUCCUGGGCCCUCUGGGCAGCACCGGGGAGGACACUCGCUGUGUGGUGGACGAUCAGAUCAGCACCUUUCCUCAGCUCCUCAACUGUGACAAGAUUACCAACGUUAAGCAAAAGACAUGGCAUUUCUCUCAGAAUGAAUCGAUCAUAAAUAGAGCCACAGGCCGCUGCCUGGAGGUUGUGCCGGCUAACGUUUACUUCGGCCACCUGCUGGUCCUGCAGCCCUGCUCCGGGCAGAGGUGGACCAUCAAGAACACCAUGAAGCAGUAGUCGACUGGGACCAAUCCAAUGACACCAGAGGCCAUUUUCAGGAGCUGUCAGGUCCCUGACGGCUGAGGGACAACUGAUGAGGCAGAGGCUCCUCGUCUUCUCAAGAAAAUACAGAGAUGGUUUCAAAGAGAUAUGAGCUGUGAACAUCUCAGUGAUACGAGUUUUGUGAAAUUUCUUUCUUUUUUUUUUUACAAAGCGGACAUUCAUAAUGAUGCAAGUUUAGCAUGAGGACUGUUUCUCUCUCCAUCUGAAUUUGACAAACUUUCGAUGUGACAUUGUCAUAAUUCCUGUGCCACUUCUCUUCGAUGUUUUUAGGUUUAAGGAUGAAGAUUUGAUCAGCCAAAACCGUGUUCUGUCUUAUGUUAGGCAAAAAAUAAGGUUUCUAUCUUCAACCUCAAAACAUGUCUGCAUUAUCUCAUUCUGUAUCAUGUCAUGUCUUUCAAACUGUGUAAAAGAAUAAAACACCUGGAAUUAAAUUUUCAGUAAUAUGCACUGAUCAGAACUCAUUGGUAGUGUGUAAUAGGCUUCAUUAGGGGUUUUAAGUUACCUGAAAAUGAAGGAGUUCCUACUUAUGACUUCUUACAGAAGCCCUGUAAAUAUCUAUAAUUUGAAGAAAAAGGCAUUAACAAUAAAUAUUACUUGAUGUAUCUGAGCCAAUUUCUUUGGAUUUAUUGUAAAUCAUCUCAAAAAUCCCAUUGUCGAGGGCUACUGGGCUAAAUCAUGGUUUUAUAUGGUGUGGAUGCAUUUGUCUUUUUUUAUUGUCAUUUUGACUGAAAGCAUUCAAUAGUACCAAAUGCAGUACAUCUUGUAGCAUGAUUGUAAGUACUGUAUGCACAUGGGGACAAGGCUUACUUGAGCUGAGCCAAUUUAUUCUGUUACCUGCUGAGUGCCAUAACUACUGCAGAAGGCCAAAACUACUAGGCUGCAGCCUGAAGCACUUUUUGGGAUACAGAGAUAGAGCUGCAGCCUAUGAAAGCAAGAUUGAAUCAGGAAUGGAAAAGUGCACAAGUGUAUCAAAUGUGGAAAUGCUGGAGGCCUUUGAGGCUGGUAUUAUUAAUGUAUUGAGAUGUGUAUAAUGUCAUGUAUUCAAUUAAUUUAAUGUUAUCAGUUGGAUUUUUGCACCCAAGAUUGUCUUCCAAUAAACAACUGUUUUCUUGG